This is a messenger RNA of Sparassis crispa, 246 nucleotides long. RefSeq lists its product as hypothetical. The record is from RefSeq and is a predicted model, not a curated record. The transcript has 4 exons. Lineage: Eukaryota; Fungi; Basidiomycota; Agaricomycetes; Polyporales; Sparassidaceae. Bases 1 to 246 code for a protein of 81 amino acids.
AUGAGCACAUGUUACCUGUGCGGCUAUCACGCCACCCCAGAAAGUAUUAGGCAGGAUGGCCCUGCGCAACUGCGAAGAGCCAUUCAAUUCGCGGGCCCUCCAGGUUCAAGCGCCUCUUCGAUAACUUCAGGAGUCGAGCGCACAAUUGGCGCUUUAAGGAUUAGCGAUGUUACGUUGUUGGUGGACACUGGAUCGAUAUCGCGCUGCUCGACUUACGUUACCCUUGCUGAUAGUGGGACGAUGUAA